Rattus rattus (black rat) is the source of this 2618-nucleotide messenger RNA. It is a transcript of the gene Mycn, whose product is annotated as MYCN proto-oncogene, bHLH transcription factor. The coding region runs from base 295 to 1683 and encodes 462 amino acids. NCBI's taxonomy places the organism in Eukaryota, Metazoa, Chordata, Mammalia, Rodentia, Muridae. Gene Ontology annotation, molecular function: RNA polymerase II cis-regulatory region sequence-specific DNA binding; DNA-binding transcription factor activity, RNA polymerase II-specific; protein dimerization activity. The transcript has 3 exons. The record is from RefSeq and is a predicted model, not a curated record. Gene Ontology annotation, biological process: regulation of transcription by RNA polymerase II.
GCCAGUGACAGUCAUCUGUCUGGACGCGCUGGGUGGAUGCGGGGGGCUCCUGGGAACUGGGUUGGAGCCGAACGAGCGCUAGCCAGGCGUAAGCGCGCACACACUGCAGCGUCCCGAGGACAACCCCCCUCCCACCGCCGCCCCCUCAGCCCACCCGGAGACCCCUGCACCGAGUCGCCUCCGGAUCCCCGGCAGUCUGCGGGAGAGUUGGAGGUUGGAGCGAUCUGCUCCCCACGGGAAGGAAGCACUCCCCCAUAUUAAAAAGAGCAGAGAUAUUAAAAGAGAGGCGAACCCAUGCCCAGCUGCACCGCGUCCACCAUGCCGGGGAUGAUCUGCAAGAACCCAGACCUCGAGUUUGACUCCCUGCAGCCCUGCUUCUACCCGGACGAAGAUGACUUCUACUUCGGCGGUCCCGACUCGACCCCACCAGGGGAGGACAUCUGGAAGAAGUUUGAGCUGCUGCCCACGCCCCCGUUGUCGCCCAGCCGCGCCUUCCCAGAGCACAGCCCGGAGCCCUCGAAUUGGGCCACGGAGAUGCUGCUGCCGGAGGCCGACCUGUGGGGCAACCCGGCCGAGGAGGAUGCGUUUGGUCUGGGGGGACUGGGUGGCCUCACUCCUAAUCCGGUCAUCCUUCAGGAUUGCAUGUGGAGCGGCUUCUCUGCCCGCGAGAAGCUGGAGCGCGCAGUGAACGAGAAGCUGCAGCACGGCCACGGGCCCCCGGGAGCCAGCUCAUCCUGUCCGGCUCCUGGAGUGGGUGCCAGUAGCUCCGGGGGCCGUGCCCUUGGUGGGUCGGCGAGUGCUGGUCGCACCGGGGCCACCCUGCCUACCGACCUUUCCCACCCGGCUGCGGAGUGUGUGGAUCCCGCCGUGGUCUUCCCCUUCCCGGUGAACAAGCGAGAGUCGGCUUCGGUGCCCGCUGCCCCGACCAGUGCCCCGGCCACCAGCGCUGUGGUCACUAGUGUGUCUGUCCCGGCUGUAGCCCCGGUGGCUGCUCCUGCUCGUGCAGGCGGUCGUCCUGCCAACAGUGGCGAGCACAAGGCCCUCAGCACCUCUGGAGAGGAUACCUUGAGCGACUCAGAUGAUGAAGACGAUGAGGAGGAAGAUGAAGAGGAGGAGAUCGAUGUGGUCACGGUAGAGAAGAGACGUUCCUCCUCUAACAACAAGGCAGUCACCACUUUCACCAUCACUGUACGCCCCAAGACCUCGGCUCUGGGCCUGGGGCGAGCACAACCUGGCGAGCUGAUCCUCAAGCGCUGUGUCCCCAUCCAUCAGCAACACAACUAUGCCGCACCCUCACCCUAUGUGGAGAGCGAGGAUGCGCCACCACAGAAGAAGAUCAAGAGCGAGGCUUCUCCACGCCCCCUCAAAAGUGUCGUUCCACCAAAGGCUAAGAGCUUGAGCCCCCGAAACUCAGACUCGGAGGACAGCGAGCGCCGCCGAAACCACAACAUCCUGGAGCGCCAGCGCCGCAACGACCUGCGCUCCAGCUUCCUGACGCUCAGGGACCACGUGCCCGAGCUGGUGAAGAACGAGAAGGCCGCCAAGGUGGUCAUCUUAAAAAAGGCCACCGAGUACGUCCACGCCCUACAGGCCAACGAGCACCAGCUCCUGCUGGAGAAGGAGAAACUGCAGGCGAGGCAGCAGCAGUUGCUAAAGAAGAUCGAACACGCUCGGACUUGCUAAAAUGCUAAAACGUUUCUCACACGGACAGUCACUGCCACUUUGCACAUUUUGAUUUUUUUUUUUUUUUUUUUUAACAAACAUUGUGUUGACAUUAAGAAUGUUGGUUUACUUUCAAAUCGGUCCCCUGUCGAGUUUGGAUCUGGGUAGGGGGCAGGACGCGGGGUUCUGCCAUGACCUUGGAAUAAAAAAAAAAAAACUGAGUUUAUGGGAUGCUGGGUGGCUUGUUUUCCUCCUCCAUAUCACCUGGUGACAGCCGUGGAAGUUCGGGACACUUAGGAGCUUCAGGAGGCUGUGAAGUCACCUUGUUCCGGUCCAAGUUUCCAAACAGAGUCAUUCCUUCUUUUUACAAUGGUGCUUAAGUUCCAGCAAAUGCCACAGAAGGGGGGUUGCCAUUUGAUGCCCCUGGGAACGCUUGUGUAAAUACCAUUAAUACACCCGCCUUUUGUAUACGUCCUGGGUAAUGAGAGGUGGCUCUCCUGGCCAGUAUUAGACUGGAAGUUCACACCUAAGUACUGUAAGAAUACCUCAAUGUUUGAGGAGCAUGUUUUGUAUACAAAUACAUUGUUAAUCUGUUAUGUACUGUACUAAUUCCUACACGGCCUGUAUACUUUAGUAUGAUGCUGAUACAUAACUAAAUUUGAUACUUAUAUUUUCGUAUGAAAAUGAGUUGUGGAAGUUUUGAGUAGAUAUUACUUUAUCACUUUUUGAACUAAGAAACUUUUGUAAAGAAAUUUUACUAUAUAUAUAUAUUCCUUUUUUUUCCUAGCCUGUUUCUCUUCCUUGUUACUGUAUUUGUUCAUGUUUGGUGCAUAGAACUGGGUAAAAAUGGCAAAGUUCUGUGUUUAAUUUUCUUCAAAAUGUGUAUAUAUUUAGUGCUGCACCUUAGAGCACUUUGAAAUACCUCAUGUUUAUGAAAAUAAAUAGCAAUUAAAUGA